AUCUUGCAUCUUGGUAAUUGAAGUUGCCUUGCUUCCAUUCCCACAUUUUUGAUUUUUUUUUUCCCUUUUUUUCAGAGCUGGGGACCGAACCCAGGGCCUUGUGCUUGUUAGGCAAGCGCUCUACCACUGAGCUAAAUCCCCAACCCCAUUCUUGAUUUAAAAAAAAAAAAAGAUUUUGUUUUUAAUGGCACGCAUGGCGGGAAUGGGGGGGGGGGGUUUGUUCUUGAGUUUGCAGUACCCUUGGAGGCCAGAAGAGGGCAUCAACUCCUCUGGAUAUGGUGUCUCAGGCAGAUUUGGAUAUUGGGAAUGGAAUCAGGUCUUCUGCAAGAGCAAAAACAUUCUUAACUACUGAGCUGUCUUUUCAGUCCCUUCAUUUUUGCUCUUUUCCAUUUGAGCUCACAGUUGGCUUUAAACAUGAGAUGUAGCCUGAAGAAUGACCACUUGGGUACUUUGCUUGGUCCUUGUCAUGAGUGGAAAUGCAGCACUGAAAGAAGCUUGCUAAGCAAAAGACCUAAUAAUAACGGAGCAGGUGAUGGCUCUGCCAGCAGAGGCACCAGAACUGAACUGUGACUAGUGAGAAGGCCAGUGUGUCAUCCAGCUUUCACAUGCAAGUCUGAAUGGGGCUUCUUAGAACACUGUAGAACACGGUUGUCAUUAUGCAACUUUCUGAAGGUUCAACUUGCAUGGAAGUUGGGGUUAUGUGCAUAAAAUGUAAGGGGACGAGGGAUGCUUACCGUCAUUUUAUAAAAACUAGGACCCAGAGCUACUGAUUUUGCCAGGCUGGCUGUCCAGCAAGCAUCGGGAAUUUGCUGAGGUACACAUGUAUUCCUCUGCCCACUUGCCUUUUUCUGUGGGUUCUAGGGAUUCCACUUCAGUUCUCAUGUGCCAGGCCAGCAAGCACUGGCCAAACUAUCUCCUCAGUUCCAAGGCAAGGAUUUUUUUUUUUUUCUUUUCUUUUUUUUCAGAGCUGGGGACCGAACCCAGCUUGCUAGGCAAGCGCUCUACCACUGAGCUAAAUCCCCAACCCCCAAGGCAUAAUUUUCUUGUAUUCUGUUUUAUUUCCUAACAUAUCAGUCACAGGCACUAUUACAUAGCAUAGGUUAACUUUAAAGAUCCUUUUAGAAUUAUGUGUGAGUGUUUGGUUGUAUCUAUGUAUUUGGUUGUGUGCAUGUAAAUGCUGUGUCUGAGGAAGCUGUAAAAGGGGAUUGGAUCUCUGGAGCUGGAGUUCUAAGCAGUUGUAAGCCACCCAAUGUAGGUGCUGGAACGGAACCGAAUUUCUCUAGAAAGUACACACUACUAACCACUGAGCCACCCAUCUUUCUACCUCCAGAUAGGGUAACUUUUAAGGCUGAUAGAAAUUCUACUGAACUUUUUUUGGAGUCAUUCAAAAAGAGAAUUUGGCCUAGCACACCUUUAAUCCCAGCACUCGGGAAGCAGAGAAAGGAGGCUCUCUGGGUUUGAGGCUAGCCUGGUGUACAUAGUGAGCUCUAAGACAGCCAAAGACUACAUAAACACUUACAAAAAAAUAAAGAGAAUUUAAGGCCUGCAAGAUGGCUUGGCAAGUAAAGGCACUUAGGCCGAAUGACCUGAGUUCAGCCCAAGGAAGGUGGAAAGCGAUCAGCUAGCUCCACACUGUUCUGACUUCACAGGUGGGGCAGUCCCUGCGCACUUCCGACUCACCCCAGGGGUGCUCAUACUGACUUCAAAAAGAGAAUCUGGUCCAUGUAUGUGGCCUGGUUAUGCCUGAGCUGGAUAUAACACUGGAAGCCUGUAUUUGUGUAGGAAAGGCAAGGCUGGGGUUGUGGCAGGUGUGCUGGGGCUGCCAGUUGAAGGGACGAGAAUGCUGCUUUAGGAGACAGCUGACUGGCAGCUGGCUACAGGGCUGGACUUACUCUCCUCUGUUCUUUGGGUUGAAUCUAUGUAGUGGGAACAAGGCCUGCUCUCCAUAUAGCAGAGAAGUUGAAAUGGAAACUUGUGAGCAUGAAGAGGCUGCCUCUGGGUCUUCUUUUAAAACUUAUGUUUUGCCUGGAUAUAUUUUUGUGCACCACAUGCAUCUCAGAAUAGACAUUAGAUCUCUUGAGACUGGUGUUACAGACGGUCCUGAGCACCUAUGUGGGUACUGGACUUGAACCCAAGUCCUCUGCAAGAGCAGCCAGUGCUGAUAACCACUGAGCCAUCAUCCCAGCCUGUCUGGGGCUUUUUAAUGUGCUCACAGAGGUCCGCUCCACCUAAUGCUGGAAUUAAAGGCACGUGCCACCACUGCCCAGCCAAGGGUUUUUCUUUUUAAGACACAGUAUUAACUGGCUAGCCUCUAACUGUAUAUGAAGCUUACCUCAAACUCAGAGAUCCAUCCUGGAUGUCCAGAUGAUCUUCGCUGCCUCACAAAAGCAACAAAGAACAAAAUAUAUUUAAUUUCCGGUUUCCUUAGGUUUUUGGUUUCAUUUUUUUUUUAAAGACAGAAUCUCAUUUACCUUGGCUGACUUGUACUAGACCUUGCACUGUUGAAUGAACCUAAGGGUUGGAUCAUAGGUGUGUGCCCACAUACCUGGGGAAAUGUUUCCUUAGAACUAGUAACUGUUAUUAGUGUUUAACCUGAGAUCUAAGUGAGACAUUACACACACACACACACACACACACACACACACGCGUGUGUUAAAACAUGUAUAUCUUAAAAUGAUGUGUUUAUAUAGCGCCGGCAAAGAACUGCUACUGUGGUUUCCCUACAGUUGAUUUGGCUUCUGUGCUAAGGCAACAGCAAUUGUAUUCACUGUUCUUUCUAAAACUUUGAAAUUGCAUUCAUUUUUUUUUUUUUUUGUAUGUGUGUGUCUGGGCACAUGCAUGUUUCGAUGAGAAGACAAUGUCUGGAAAUCAUUUCUCCCUUACCAUGUCGUCCCAGAAUUAAAUCCAGAUUGUCAGGCUGGGUGGUAAGUGAAUCAUAGGCUGAACCAUCUACCCCCCCACCCCCCACCCCCUCUGUUUCAUAGAGGAUAAGACAAUGCAGGAACUCCUCUAGCGUACUCAAGGAUGGGAACGGAAAGGCAGGCUCCCUGGCAAGCACCUCUACCCACUGUGCCGUCAUGCUUUGUCCUUAGCUCCUGUCUGUCAUGUUUGUAAAGAAUUGUUUAUUUUGUAUGUAUGAAUACACUGUCACUCUCUUCACACACACCAAAAGAGGGCAUCAGAUUUCAUUACGUUUGUGAGCCACGUGGCUGCUGGGACUUGAACUCAGGACCUGGAAGAGCAGCAGCUGGUGCUCUUAACCGCUGAGCUGUCUCACCAGCCCUUAUUGCUCCUUUUUUAUUGGAAGUGCAAACGACAGUCCAACAACAAAGACCGAUUAUUUUCAAUAUUAUUUUAAACCUGUGAUGAUUUUCCUUCUAGCUGUUGUUAAGUGCACAACUUCCUCACUCAGAAAGGCACCUUGUUAGGGAAGGAACACUAAGAACUGUCCUCACCAAGAAAGCUGUUGGGAACUGGAGAAGAGGGAAGCAUCUUCUCAGGUUUUAUUGUUCACUUAUGUAAGGAGUUACAACUUAGAAUUCCAUAGAGAACUGUUAAAUAAGAUGAGAGGCACUAAGUUGAGGCUCUAAUUAGGGAUCUCAAGUCCUGUGAGUUCUUGAAUUACACCGCAGGGUUGCCUUCACCAUGGGAACUGAACCCAGGACUCCUCCCAGAAGUCCUCCUCUUAUGCGGGCCUCAGUCUUGAUACUUAUCCAAAAUUGUCCUUGAACUCACUAUGCAAUCUAUAGAGUAUAAGAACCCAGAGCCAUUCUCCUGCCUCUGCCUCCUGAUUGUUUUUAACCACAUCUGACUUUAUUUUUUAAUCUUUGCUCUUUUUGCUUCCUUCAUAUUAACAGACAUAAAGACUUGAACCACCGUAUCUUCUUUUUCUUAAAACAAAAAUGUUUUUAGCUGCCUUAGGCUGUCUUGGGUGUUGUAACAUUGUUUAUCUUAUUUGAAGGGACCCUCCCUCGCAAGGUCUGUCAGGACAAGGUACCCAGGAAGCUUGCCUACCUUGCAAGGGAGCCUUUCUGUUUCAGAAUGGACUUUAUCCCUCUCGGAAGUCCUUGAGGCCACUGCCACCUAGGUCUGAUUUAUUUCCCAGUCCCUAUUUGGGGAGCGAUGAACCUUUUCUAGUCCCGUCGAAGAGGAUUUCGUAAAACAGCUGAAUGCUGCCUGAGUCAUCAGUGGCAAAAGUCCACACGUGUGUGUUUGUCUGGGAGCCAAGAGUAACUUUUGCAAAACGCUGUCGUCUCGAGAACCUCCAGGUUCGCUGGCUGCUGCUACACCGUAAAGAAAACAACAAAACAUAAAAAUACGCGGAAGUGGAAAGGCCUCUUUGGAGCGGUGAGACACAGAAGGUAACAGAGAAGAGGCAAACCAGCCAGUGAUUAUGUGAGAAUAUGGAAGACGAUGGGAGCGGCUUGUUCAAUGGAUUAAGAAAGUGGCGACUGCGCUAAAACAUGGAUAGAUGCAAACAUGUAGGGCGGUUACGGCUCGCCCAGGAUCACUCCAUCCUGAACCCCCAGAAGUGGUGCUGUCUGGAGUGCGCCACCACCGAGUCUGCGUGGGCUUGCCUCAAGUGCUCCCACGUGGCUUGCGGCCGCUACAUUGAAGACCAUGCACUAAAACACUUUGAAGAGACCGGACACCCGCUGGCCAUGGAGGUCCGGGAUCUCUACGUGUUCUGCUACCUGUGCAAGGAUUACGUGCUCAAUGACAACCCCGAAGGGGACCUGAAGUUGCUAAGAAGCUCCCUCCUGGCUGUUCGAGGCCAGAAGCAGGACCUGCCCGCGAGGCGUGGGCGGACGCUGCGGUCCACAGCUGCAGGCGAGGACGUGGUCCCGCCGCAGCGUACUCCUCAGGGACAGCCGCAGAUGCUCACGGCUCUGUGGUACCGGCGCCAGCGCUUGCUGGCCAAGACGCUGCGGCUCUGGUUUGAGAAGAGCUCCCGCGGCCGUGCGCAGCUGGAGCAGCGGCGGCAGGAGGAGGCGCUGGAGCGUAAGAAGGAGGCGGCGCGGCAGCGACGGCGCGAGGUCAAGAGGCGGCUGCUGGAGGAGCUGGCCAGCGCGCCGCCGCGGAAGAGUGCGCGCCUGCUCCUGCACGCUCCCGGGCCCGUGGCCGUGCGCCCUGCUACCCUCGCUACCUCCCGGCGCAUGUCCGCUGCUGCCCUCAAGCCGCGCCGUCAGCUGGCGGUGGCCCCGGGUGUUACUGGGCUGCGCAACCUGGGUAACACCUGCUACAUGAACUCCAUCCUCCAGGUGCUCAGCCACCUCCAGAAGUUCCGGGAAUGUUUCCUGAACCUCGACCCCUCCACCUCCGAGCACCUGUUUCCCCAAGCAACCAACGGGAAGGCUCAGAUCCCUAGCAGGCCAGCCAGCAGCACUGCCGCGGGGUUCUCAGUAAGGAGUGACCGGGCCCAGGGGUUCGAACCUCAGGGCUUCUGCUGGAGCAGCGGAGCCUCCAUCAGCAGGAGCCUAGAGCUCAUUCAGAACAAGGAACCCAGCUCAAAGCACAUUUCUCUCUGCCACGAACUGCACACCCUCUUCCGAGUCAUGUGGUCUGGGAAGUGGGCGCUGGUAUCACCCUUUGCCAUGCUUCACUCCGUGUGGAGCCUGAUUCCCGCCUUCCGAGGCUACGAUCAGCAGGAUGCGCAGGAAUUUCUCUGCGAACUGCUGCACAAGGUACAGCAGGAGCUUGAGUCUGAGGGCUCCACACGCCGGAUCCUCAUCCCCUUCUCCCAGAGGAAGCUCACCAAGCAGGUCUUAAAGGUGGUGAACACUAUAUUUCAUGGGCAGCUGCUCAGUCAGGUCACAUGUGUAUCAUGCAAUUAUAAAUCCAAUACCAUUGAGCCCUUUUGGGAUCUAUCCCUGGAAUUUCCUGAACGAUACCACUGCGUAGAGAAGGGGUUUGUCCCUUUGAAUCAGACAGAGUGCCUGCUCACUGAAAUGCUAGCCAAGUUCACCGAGACAGAGGCCCUGGAGGGGAGAAUCUACGCUUGUGACCAGUGUAACAGUGGUCUGGCCGUAACCAUCGUGAGAAGAUCGGGGUCCAUGUCGUCUUUGAUCAGGUGUUAACCAUGGAACCUUACUGCUGCGGGGACAUGCUCUCCUCCCUUGACAAAGACACCUUUGCCUAUGACCUCUCCGCAGUGGUCAUGCAUCACGGGAAAGGGUUUGGCUCAGGACACUACACAGCCUAUUGCUACAACACAGAGGGAGGUGCGUGUACUUUGCUCUGUGGGCUCGGGGACGUGGAAAGGGGUUUCUUUGUUCACACCUUAUUGCUUUCCGUUAUUUCCAGCCCAGGUUAGCUAGGGACAAAUUACAUACAUUAAAAGUCAAUGGGGAGCUUGAUGAAAGUUAGGAGUCUAGUAAGGAUAUAAGGCUGUGCUAGGAAUGAGCAAAGCACUUAGACCCAGUGCUGGAGAUUAGCACAGGAUCUGUCAUUUGUGUAUUUCUUAUCAUUACCGUAGCCCACUAUGGCUAUGAUAAUGAUAAUUCCGCCGACUUCAUCUUCCUUCUCAGUCAUGCAGAAAUGAUGGGGCUUCAUGGAGAUAGAUAAGUCACAACUCAAGUAAGUCAUCUUGGAGGACACGGAGGGCACUUUCUCUGUCCUCACGAGCUUCAACCUUCCCCCGGGGCAAGGUCUCUGCCGCUGCACUGUAAGCAGGUUUGCAGCAGCCUAAGCCCUCAAGGACUGCUGCCGAACUCUUUACUUGCAUUCUCUCCCCACCCCCUCUGCUUAGCCCCCACAUCCUGCCACUCUGUGGAGGCUUCUUAGAUAACUAAAAGCAUGAAGGAAGACAAAGCGUGGCCAGUCAGUACUGUAGGCAAGGGAUGAGAGCCAGUGGUUAGGGAGCCUACCGUCACUGUCAUUCGUGUGUCCCUGUCCCCAGUAAUCAGAAGGUGACUCUGUUCUCCCACUGUUGUCUCCUCAUCUCCUGGCUGCAGCUGUCUGAAAAUGGAAACUAGGUUGUCAUUUUCUCUCUCUCUCUCUCCUUUGGCUCCCUAGGUUUUUGGGUCCACUGCAAUGACUCAAAGCUGGAUGUAUGCAGUGUGGAGGAAGUGUGCAAAACCCAGGCCUACAUUCUUUUUUACACUCGAAGAACAGUUCAGGGCAGCGCAAAACUCUCAGAACCCCAUCUCCGAGCUCAGGUGCACUCCAGCAGCAAGGACGAUCGCAGAACAUACACAUUUCCCUGACUGGGAGGCAAGCAUCAAAAUGGCCUCCAGCUCUCCUCUCGGGAAAUAAGGCUUGCCACAGUAACAGAUUCCUGGGGUUGCCACACUGGGUCUAGGGGAGAAAUGCCCUGUGAUUCCUGCUCUGUCAAAAAAUUGGUAGUUACUUUCUUGUGAAACCAUGCAAAUCCCUCCUUUCAUAAAAACAAUCUAAAGGAGUAGCUUCUAUGAAGAUUCUUUUGUCAGAUGCUUCUGGAAAACAGGGACCUGGGUAGAGGAGACGGGGUAAGCGAUGAGCCAGCCAUGAGAACAGUCAUGUCUGUCUGUCAUGAGUCCCCUAUUCAUCAGGCCCUCCCCGAAGCACUGCACAGAGUACAUGAGGGCCCCGGGCUGAGAGCUGGUGGCAAAGACUGGUCCCAACACAGAAGGUGAAGUCACAGGAGUUAUUCACUCUAAGAAGGUAACCAUCAAGAGUCAUAGCUUGCAGACUUCAUUUCUUAGGAGAGAACAGUUGAAGAGUGAGGGGCAUGGAGCCCCUCCAUGCCAACGGGAAGGCUGUCUGUCAUAGCUUGUCUUCUCCUGAGCUGUUGUCACCUUGUCACUCCACAUGGUGAAGCUGAGACUUGAGCCAUCCCUAAGGCAGUCAGGAGGACACAUAGACCUGUGUGUGCAUGGUCUGUGUGAGCUAAGCCAUGGACACUCCUGACUUCCCCAGUCCUGUAGCAAGGGCUGGGCUCAGAGUCAUGGCUUGGUUUGGAUCGGUUUUUGUCAGUUGUCAGAAGCUUUCACAGAAUGCAGUGAGGGUGAGCUGGGCUUGUCUGAAUGACUGCUGCCCCUAAGGCCUCACCUUAUGUGACAUGAAGGUUCUCCCCUGCCCCUUGCUUCCCUGUGUGUGAGCAGUGCUUAGGGAUCGGCUGUGUGGCUGCUGUGGCCCUGGCCUGUUCUAUCCCAGUGUGCUGUUCUUCACCCCUGCUGCUUUGGCCACAAGGAAUACAGCAAGACUGUCUCUUACUCUGGAAUCAGUAAAAACACAUCUCUAAAGUCCACUCCGUCUCUGCGGGAGGAGUGCUCAGAGCCUUCCUGUCAGGCACAGUAAGCUUCUUCCCCUUGGCAGUGGCGACUGCGGUGCCCCACAGCCUCCCCUGCGAGUGCUGUCUUGAUUACGUAGCUCGUGUUGAUGUCUGCGUUCAGGCAGAGCAGUUGUCACUUGGUGGGAGUUGUAGGGGUGGGGAACAGGAUGGGGAGGCUGAGGAGGCACCACCACACGUCCAGGCACAUCUGUGGUGUUUACUGCUGCUCUCCUUUGAGGUGAGCUCUCCUGUAGGCCUGCCAGACAUCAGCAACACGGAAGAAAUCAGACAGAAAGUGGCUCAUCCUGACAGGGAUGGCGUGCUGGAUUUGAACUUGCUUUUUAAUAACACUGUGAGGUUUCUGUAAUAUUUAGCUUUUAUUUGGAAGCGAUAACGUAAGGCAUUGUUGUGCUGUUUGGUUUUUACUGCCUAUUUCAGGCUUUUUUCUGAGCUUUGCUUGGGCUCCUCCUCUCCUGGGCACUGUUUUAGGGUGUCCCGGCUGCCCACCCUGCCUGAGGUUCUGAUGUAAAGCUGUACCCCUUCAGGGAGGUCUACAUUGCUAAGAUGGCUGAUGGUGAUGAUUUGCUACCGUGGUAGGAAAGCCCAUUCGAAAUCAAAACCUGUGCUGACACACCCUGUAAGGCCAGCACUCGUUAGGCUGAGGCAGGGGGAUCAUGAAUUCAAAGCUCCAUUGUGAGGCCCUGUUUGAAAAGCAAAAUCAACAAACUAUAGAGAAUAGAAAACAAAGGAAGUAAGACUGGACUGCACCUCACCUUAAACCUGUGUUGUUUUUUCUAGAAGGAGAACCUGUAGGCAGAGAACACAGACCUGCCUGUCUAGGGGGAACACAUUAGAAGACUCUUACUCAGUUUUUAAAGAUAGUUUUAUAGCAGCUAUCAGCAGGACUGGUAAGCACAUUAGGGACUUCAUAAAGCUUAACUGCCCACCCACCUAUGAGAUUAGUAAAAUCGCUUAAAGUAAGUGGGAACUGAAACCAGCUUCUCCACUGAGCCACCCUCAGGGAGGUGGACACCUAGCACUGGAAGCAGCAGCGUGAGGGAGGUAAGAGUGUGGUGCUUAAGGAGACCUCUGCUGCAGAGGAGCUAUAGGGUCCGGGCUGCUAUGCUGCACUGUCCUCUGCUCUGGUGCCUGCACAGCCAAAGCACAGCACUGUCAGCUGCAUCACAGUGAAACAUUCUAAAAAGAAAGGACAGACAGAUCUUGACUAGCUGACUCCAGGACAAACCCUAGUGCUGCUCUCCCAGCUGCAGUCUCGGUCUGUGAACCCUUUGUAAUUGGCUGGUGUGUUUACUUACUGCUGUAGCCAGCCAAGACAAAUAUACCCCAGCCCUCAAAAAUGACUUCUUACCUCAGUCUAGCCUGGCCCUCAUGCUGUGGUUGCCUCUCAGAGCAGGUACCAUCACUAGUACCAAGACAGCAGGGACACCUUGGCACCCAGAACCGCAGCUCUCACCCCAGGGCAGGAGAGCUUUUAGAUGUUGCUUGGAGCGUCAAGAAUAAAACUGGAAACUGUGGAAGAGUUACUGUGUCCUAUGGACUCAAUAGCAGAGUUUAUUUUUGUUCACAGUGGCAAGGUCCAUGAUUGUAUGAGGUCCCUGCUCUGGCUAUGCCUUCAGCUCCAUCCACAUUCAGGGGAAGAACCAAUGAGGUGGACUGGCCAGCAGUGCCCCGAGUAAGCCGAGUCGAUGGUACAGAACAAAAAUUGAGGGGAGGGGGGAUCUGAAAUUUGUUUUACUGAAAAAGCUUUGUGAACUAAUUUUCUACAAUUGAUAAAAUUUGGUGCCUUGUACUUGAUUGUGGUUUGCAUGAGAGUUAAGGGGGAGGGCUCCUUUUUGUUGUGUCAAGUGGCAGAUGGGUCUGUAGUGUUUAAAGGAUACGUGCUAUCAGAUUUUUAGAGCAUUCCUUUCUUAGGUACGAAUGUAAAUUGUUCUUACCAGCAAGUUCUAGAGUUUUAAUGUCCAAAUUGUAUUUGUAAUCAAUCAUUCCUCAAAUGUCUGAAUACCACUAUUCGUUGCCCCUUGUACAUGCCAAACGUUAAUGUUGGACUUUUCUGGAGGUGACCCUUUCCUGAAUGUGUAUCACAUCCCUGUGCGGGAUUGCAGCUUAUGUGUGCAAGGGUUUCCAGUUAGUUGGGAGAGCACAAAUGAUCAGAAAGCCUUUCUCUCGAUCAUGAUGAAGCCGAGGGACCAAUGGCGGUAGUCUGCAUUUACUCUGGAGUCCUGCGUGAACCAUCAGGAAGCAGUGUUACAGUGAUGCCCACGUGUGAGCCUUCAGACUGUAAGACAAGCCACCACCGUGUAGUAAGCAGUGAAUCAUCUAAAUGACCCGUCUCCGCCACCUCGACACUUCCUGGGCAGAUGACAAAUGGGACAGUGCUCCGUGGCUGAGGAAGGUAUUGAGACUCCAUUCAGUCAGGGCCAGUCUCAGCCAGUUCUUUCAUUCCAACCUUGAAGUUUCUACUGAACUAGUGCAGCUUCACCCAAGUGCUCAUGAACUUACCGUUGGUUCGAGCAUACUUGGUAACUGGGUCACUUGACUUCUUUAUUAGCUAAGUGUGGGUCUGUCAGUACUGAAGCUGGAAAGGCCUUAGGACGGUGAGCUUCCUCCCGUUCACAUUCCGCUCUGCUCUCGGUUCAGUCUGUCACUGACUACGCUAUCCCCGUCAGCCCAUGCACUCUGCGCCAUGGCCCAGCAGCUAUGAAGCAAGCGGUCAGUUUGUGAGAUCUGCCCGUGCUUGAACUGGCAUCUUUCACUUACAAAGAAUUAGCCCUGGGAAAGGGCUCAUGGCUAGAGCACUUGGCUCUCGCGGGCCGGGUCUCACCCAGCUGCACUAAACCAGCUUAAAUGAAAGAAUGCCCUGGGUUCGGUCCCCAGCUCCGAAAAAAAAGGAAAAAAGAAGAAAAGAAAAGGUCAUCUGGGGUUCUAAGUCUAACAUACAGCUUACAAGCUUCUUGGGCUCUGCAAGCAAUGGCCUCAAGCCCAAGCCUCAUCCUAGUAUUCAUACUCAUGACCCUGUCCACCCUGGGCCCAUUUUUUUUUUUUAAAGCAGUCUCACUGUGUAGCCCUGGCUAACUUGGAACUUACUAUGUAGAACAGGCUGGCAGUACAGAGCCAUAUGCAUCCAGGAUUAAGUGUGCGCCACCAGGGCCUCAGCCUGUCUUCCUCCCAAUGAUCUCUAAAAUAAACGUUUCAGAGCAUCUGUAACCCUAGGUAAAUGCUAGGCCUGAGUUCAUUCAGGGUGUUCCUCCUAGCUGUCCACCACAUGGGCUCUAUCUGAUAAACAUUCACGAGAACACGGUAAUGCCCAUCGAACACAUGGCUAGGCAUGUAGCUCAGCAGAGCCCAGAGUUGGAGACCAUCACCACAUAAAGCCAGGCAUAGUGCAGCCUUUAAUCCUAACCUGUACCUGUCGUUCUAAGUGUUGGUCCAUGCAAGCGGCAGGAUAAGCAGUUCACAGCCACCCUCAACCAUGUAGUUAUGUUUGAGGCCAGCCUGGGCUACAGACCCUGUCUCAAAAAGACAAAAACACAAAAAAACUCUUUAAUUGCCCCCACCCCCACCCCAAUUAUUUUGUGGCUCUGUGGAGGUCAAAUUCAGAAUUGAAGCCUUUUCUGCAAUGAGCUAGGCCCCAGAGGACGACAGAAUGAGACACAAGCCAGCAGAUCCAAGAAAGCUGCUUUGCCGUUUCCCUUAGUGAGCCGCCAUAGGUAACAUCUGUAAUAGUCAUGUAGCUGUGGCCCAGAUCCACCAGCCCCUCCUCACUCACGCUCUGUAACCCACAACCAAUUCAAACGGGCUGGAGCAGAAGAAGAAAUUUUAAAACACCCAGUAAAUUGACUAAGUGAAGCUGUGGAGAGCCUGUCUCUCCCCGCCUGGUUUCCCACACAGGAUGUCCGUGCUGCUUCUUACACGCUUGGAAGGACACCAGACGGCAGCACCAGCAUGAGUCUCGGGGUAGGAAGCACCUUUCUUUGUGACACAUUUGCCUCCACCCACACAUCACUGUCCUCUUCUGCCACCAAAUCUCACUCUUCCAACAAUGUCUCCCCGGUACCUGGAAAACCCACUGGCAAAUUAAAACGCCAACCACCACCAACUUCGUCCUCCAGGACUCAACAAUAGGAACUGUCAAGCAUCAGCUUUGUGGUGUGUCUGCAUCCCUGAGGAGUGGGGGUUCCAGUCCCAUCUCAUCUCCACUGCAGCUCCUGUUUGGGGCUCACUCCUGCCUCUUGAGUGUGAAAUACAAGUCAUGUUUAUUUGAUUUUUGUAAACUGACUUUUUACACCUUGUUUUUGUAAGAAAUUUCUUAUUAAAAGAAUAAAACACC
This is a messenger RNA of Rattus norvegicus (Norway rat), 12599 nucleotides long. The record is from RefSeq and is a predicted model, not a curated record. NCBI's taxonomy places the organism in Eukaryota, Metazoa, Chordata, Mammalia, Rodentia, Muridae.